AGUUGCAUCAACAGGCUGUUGUUGAUGGCUGUCGCUGUUAUUCUUUUAUCGUGAAAAAGUUGUAUUAUAACAAGUAUAGAACUCUAAUUGCAAAAGAAAUGAAUCAGAAUCGUGUUAGAUUUAAUAUAGACUUACCGAUAGAAGAAAAAAUUUGCCGAGCGAUUGAAAAAUGUGAUUUGGGAGUUGUGCGAAGACUUUUAAAGUUUGGUGCGGACAUAAACGCUCAGACUGGUAAUGGGAUUACACCUAUGCACUGGGCUUGUGGGCUUGGUGAUGAAGCAGUUCACCGAGAGAUUGUCCAGCUUUUGUUGUCCAGCAAUGGGAAUCCUAAUGUGAAAUCUGUGGAAGGAAUCACACCAGUUCAUAUUGCUGCCAGUUGGGGAUUCAUAGGAGUCUUAAAAAUUCUUAUAGCAAAUGGAGGUGACCCGUGGUUUGAAGACCCAGAAGGUUGCAAUGCUUGGGAUUUGGCUCUUCAAAAAAAUCAAUGGAGUAUUCUGAAAUACCUUGCAUCAUACAUGGAAGAAGAUAAUGGUGAACCUUUGGAAGAUUCUGUUCAAUGUGUAUUUUUAAAGCUGAGAGAAGUAGAACUUGGAUCUUCACUUUCCAGCAGUAGUCUUAGCUACAAUAACCUUGGGUUCCUAGGAUCAGAAUCACUCACAAGUACUACUGCUCUUGAGGGUCUUGAUUCAAUUACAGACAGUACAUCAAACAACACUCUUAAUAUAGCAGUGUGUGAUUCAAUCGAUGUAACCAACACAUCAGCAAAUUCCGCCAUAGUAGUUGAAGAACAUAUAUAUUCUGAUACUGAGAAAGGAGUAGAAUUGGUCGAGUGGCACUAUCCUCCAAUUGUGAAUCAAAAUUCAGUUACGGAUGCUACCCUAAAUGAAGCUUUAUGUACAUCGUCUGAUGAUAAAAACUCAGUGAACUGGAUUGGCGAUUCGAUCGAUUCACAGCUUUUAUUUGACCAAUUGAAAUCACUUGGCAGUUGCCCUGGCCCUAUAACGCCAACGACUAAGCAAGUCUACCUGAGGCAAUUCUUUCGGCUGCGUCGUGAGAAGGCUGAGCAUGUCCCAUCACCAAAAAGGCUGGGGGUGUCUAAAGAACUUCAGACCAUGUUGCUUCAGUACCCAGGAUUGGAUAGCGAUACAAAGAUAGCCACACAUCUUGAUCGAUUACUUGUAACGCAUUUUACCUGUCCUGACCCGCUUAAGCCGUGGAGAGAGGGUUUGGCAAAGAAAUCUUUUAACUAUCUGCUGUUGGAUCCGCGAGUUACGGACAACCUACCCCUCAAUGAAUCCCAAAACCAACAAAAAUUGUUUAAACGCUUUGUAACCAGUAUAUUUUACAUCGGAAAGGGGAAACAAACAAGGCCCCACGAACAUCUAUACGAAGCAAUUAAACUGCGUUCACGACCGCAAUCAUUUCUUAAAGUUAGUAAGAAGGUAAAGCGAAUAUUAGAUAUCUGGAACGAUGGCUAUGGUGUAAUUUCAAUUCACGUCUUCCAAAAUUCGUUACCAGUCGAAGCGUUUUGUCGCGAAGCAGCGAUGAUAGAAGCGAUAGGUCUUAGUACCAUCACAAAUGUUAAGCGUGGCGACUACUAUGGCAUCUGUACGUCAUGGUCAAAUUCGGACAAGCGACGCUGGGGAUGUCUUUUACUUUACAAAGCAUUCCACAUUUUGCUCCAUGAGGGAGAGAGACAAAUCCGUCCCAUUGAUUUAUAGGAACUAUGCAUUUCUGAAUUGUGCAAUCUAGCUAUCUCAUUACAAUUGUUGACUCGCGCAGCUGCAAUAUUAUAAUCUCUUAACAAUCAUAUUUCGAGAAUUAAACUGUUCUUCGUUAUGAAUUUUUAAUUACAUAUUCAAGGUAUUGUGUUUAAA
Molecule: messenger RNA, 1877 nt
Organism: Daphnia carinata
Lineage: Eukaryota; Metazoa; Arthropoda; Branchiopoda; Diplostraca; Daphniidae
Product: ankyrin repeat and LEM domain-containing protein 1-like
Exons: 5
Coding region: 99-1721 (540 amino acids)
Molecular function (GO): protein binding; endonuclease activity
Source: RefSeq, a predicted model, not a curated record